Molecule: messenger RNA, 1193 nt
Organism: Suillus subalutaceus
Lineage: Eukaryota; Fungi; Basidiomycota; Agaricomycetes; Boletales; Suillaceae
Exons: 2
Coding region: 426-1106 (226 amino acids)
Source: RefSeq, a predicted model, not a curated record
GUCCUGCUCCACGUUUAAGUCAAGUGUCUUUAUCGAUCAAUGACGGUAAGCACUCGUGAUACUGCAAGGUUGGCUUGGCAGUCUCUAUAUUUGUCUUAUCGAUAUCGGUGUUCAAACAUGUUUGCUUAUUGCCGAUCGGCAUGAUCCUGCUAGGGGCGUUGUGGUUCUAGAGGUGUGGAGCUGAAACUUGCUAGCCGCACAGCCGAAUCUUCUAGGGUCCCGUCUUUCCUUAAAACUCUUCCAACAUCUACUAAUUGAUUCUGUUUUGAACCGUCAGGAUAACCCGCGCUGUGGGAGCUGCUCUGCCUCUGGCAUAGAUUGUUUUAUACUGCGUAGCUUGUUUUAUUUCUAUUCCUUAGAUCCACCUGUCCUUUAGCUCCUCGUUCGCUGGAGACCAUUUUCUCCUUAUCAUACCGGUCAACAUCAUGAAGAAUUCCUUCCUCGUCGUUCUUCUCUUUUCGUUUGCAGUCGCCGUGGCAUCUUCACUUGAUAUCCAGGCUCGAAACCCCACGCCGUCAAAGAGAUAUGUGCUCCCCAUUCUUCCUCGGCAGCCAGGACCUUCCCCUCCUGCUAAACGAUCCUUCGGGCCCUCCGCAGCUUAUGUUGCUCGCGAGGUUAGUCCAUUACAGCGUCUCGCUGCUCGUCAAGCCUCUCCUUCAAAGCGCCUGUCAGCUCGAGAUGUGGCUGUUUCGCCGCAUUACGUCCGUGCUGCUGCGCCAGCCCCGUCUAAACGCGUUGCUGAGGACUUGGCUGCGCCACGAAAGCGCAGCCUAGACGAACAGCACGUGAUGGGUGGCGCACCGACCGCCGCGGAAUCUCGUGGAUUCUGUCUAGACGGACUUGUGGCUUGCCCCGUUUUGAGCACACCUGGGCAGUUCCCUCGCACGUUUGCCGAGUGGGAAAAAAUAGGAUUUGAGUGUGUCGAUUUUAUGGCAGAUUUGGGCUCCUGCGGCGGUUGUUCCAGUCUUGAUCCUAUCGAGCAUGACUGCACGAAUAUCCCAUACGUUGAAGGCGUUGCUUGUGUCACUGGGGAAUGCCAAAUCUCAUCCUGCCAACCAGGUUAUUCUUUAGAUAGUGAUGGUCACGCAUGCUCGCCAACGGAGUAGGCAUGCAGAUUCAUCGGACAUUUCUUAUAGACUUUUCGUUCUUUCUGUGCUAUAGACGAUCAUACCAUUUUGAAUUUUGGAUGUUUA